This is a messenger RNA of Linepithema humile (Argentine ant), 1130 nucleotides long. NCBI's taxonomy places the organism in Eukaryota, Metazoa, Arthropoda, Insecta, Hymenoptera, Formicidae. The record is from RefSeq and is a predicted model, not a curated record.
CAUAUAUAUACCGGUGACGCGCAUAUCCAAGUUUUGGAUGUAAAAAGAUUGUGAACUUACACAAUUGCAACGAGUUUUUUCUUAUCUUUUUUGAAAGUCUUUAUAUAUUUUUAAAGUUUAUCUAUUAAAAUCUGAAGCAUUCUGCAUAUUUGUAGUAAGGCGUUUCAAUAUUACAAAUAAAUUGCACUGUAACAUUACUGUAGUCUUACAUUGUAAUAUUUCCAAGGGCGGACAUUUUAACGUUGCCGCAAGCUUGAAGUUACAUUGCAGAAACAUUUUGCAACUUCCAUGCAAUAUUACAAUGUUUCAAUGUAAGGUUUAUGCAAUGUUUCUGCAAUCUUUUGGUGCUGUAUGGGUAGGCUCGCAGUAAUAAAAUAUCAAUGUUAUGAUAAAGGGAAUAUCGAUAUAUGUACGAGGGUAGUUCGAAAAGUUCUCGGCCUGACACAGAAAUGACGUUAGAAGUAUCAAACCGCUGUAAUUUUUUGCAAGUUUUAUCUUGCAGAAGGCUACUGUCAAAAUUUCAGACAGAUGCGUUCAUUAGUUUCUUUAUUUUAGUCGUGUAAAGCAAUCAACUCUCUUUUGAUUUUCUUUAAAAAUGAAUAAAGUCGAAUAUCGCGCAGUGAUAAAAUACUUUGUUUUAAAAGGUUUAACGCCAACAGAAAUAAAAAACACUUUGGGGGAAUCUUCACCAUCGUGUUCAACUGUUAAAAAAUGGGCUGCUGAAUUUAAACGUGAUCAUACGUCCAUAAAUGAUUAUGAACGUUCAGGUCGCCCAAAAACCGCUACGAUUGACGAAAUCAUAGAAAAAAUCCAUAAUGCCGUGUUGAAUGAUCGACGAGCAAAAGUGCGCGAGCUUGCUAACAUUGCAAACAUCUCAAAUGAUCGCGUUCACAAUAUCUUACAUGAGCAUUUACAUAUGAAAAAGCUUUCAGCGCGAUGGGUGCCGUGUUUGCUAACAGUCGAUCAAAAACGCAUUCAAAUGAACGUUUCUAAGGAGUAUUUGGACAUGUUUAAACACAAUCCAACCGAUUUUUUGCGGCGCUUUAUCACUGUUGAUGAAACAUGGAUUCACCAUUACACGCCAGAAACUAAACAACAGUCGAAGUAAUGGGUAGAAGCGGGUGGAAGUG